Theobroma cacao (cacao) is the source of this 1368-nucleotide messenger RNA. RefSeq lists its product as uncharacterized. The record is from RefSeq and is a predicted model, not a curated record. NCBI's taxonomy places the organism in Eukaryota, Viridiplantae, Streptophyta, Magnoliopsida, Malvales, Malvaceae.
UAGUUCAGUGUUGAAAUUGCAAGAACGUUUGUUUAAAAAACUUGAGUCCAUUCCAGCAAACUCAACAGACAAUCGGUGGAAGUGGUUUAAGAAUUGUUUAGGUGCUCUAGAUGGGACAUACAUCAGGGUUACGGUGUCAAGUGCAUAUAAACUUAGAUAUCGCACUCUUAAAGGGGAUAUUGCAACAAAUAUGUUAGGUGUAUGUAUACUUGACAUGCAAUUUGUCUUUAUUUUUCCUGAUUGGGAAGGGUCUGUAGCUGAUGGCAGAGUUCUUCAAGAUGCACAAAGAGAAGAAAUGGACUUAAAGUGCCUCAUGAAAACAAUGUCCACAUCUUCAGCCCUAGCUUCUCAAAGUUUAAAGGGAACCAAAAGAAAAUGGAAUUAUCAUGAAGAUGUUGUACUUGUUUCAGCUUUGAUUGAUUUACACAAUGUAGGAAAAUACAAUGUUGACAGUGGUUUUAGAGGGGGUUAUUUGUUAGAACUUGAAAAUAGGCUUACAACAAAAUUACCAGAUGCAAACUUGAAGGCGAAGCCCCACAUAGAGUCUAGAAUAAAGACUUUGAAAAAAGAAUGGGCUAUUAUAUAUGAUAUGGUGCAAGGGACACAUACUAGUGGAUUUGGAUGGGAUGAUCAAAGGAACAUGGUUGUUGCUGAUGAUCCUGUAUGGGAAUCUUACAUACACAGUCACAAAGAGGUUGUCCUUUUUAGAAGAAAGAGUUUUCCUUUCUUCAAUAAGCUUAGUCUUAUUUAUGCAAGAGAUCGUGUAACAGGAAAAGAUGCACAAACUGCAGUAAAUAUCCUCGAAGAAAUGCAAGACCGUAAUGAUACAAUAAAUGAGGAAACUGAAGGUGAAAACCUAGCUGGAUAUAAUUUUGACGAUGAGGAUUUCUCCAAUAUUCAAUCUCAAACAUUAGCUCCUAUAAGUGAAACAACUUCAGCAAGGAAGAAGAAAAGGCUAAAUGAGACGGGUGAUCCUAUUACAUUUGAAUCAAUUAUUGCUGCUGCCACGAUAUUGGGUGAAAUCAUAAAAGAGGUUGGAAUUGAGUUUAGCAAAAGUGUUGGGGCAAAGGUGAACAUCCAACAAAAGGCUCAAGAGUUGGAUGAGAUUUUAAGUCAAGUUGAGAGAUUGACAGUGAGGGAAAGGGUUCUUGCUUCAAUUAAACUUCCGAAAUCUCCAACUUUUAUGUUUGUGUUUUUUAGUAUUAAUCCUGACCGAAGACUUGAAUGGCUGAGGACAUUUCUUGCUGACCGUUGAGCUUGGAUGGCUCUGAAACUUUUUGUGAAGGUAAGUUCCCGAUAUUGUAACUCUUUGGCACAUGUGGUUGAUGUUGAUACUAAUUAUGAGAUUCAUUAACAAGUCUAAACCCU